Oikopleura dioica is the source of this 588-nucleotide messenger RNA. The record is from the annotation of a GenBank genome assembly. NCBI's taxonomy places the organism in Eukaryota, Metazoa, Chordata, Appendicularia, Copelata, Oikopleuridae.
AUGAUGAAGGACAAGAAAAUCACCUGGAAAAAGCAGAAGGAAAUCACCAAAGCGAUGAGGGUCGGCCAGGCUCUUCCAGUUGAACCGGAACGAGGAAACCAGCCCUACGACAUCAGUGAGCUGUCCACCCAAGAAUCCCCCUCCAAAUCCUUCAAUAUGACCUCUCGUUCGAUCAUCAACAAAGAAUCUCGCGAAGACAUCGAAAAACGCGGCGGCUACGAACGGCCCCAGUACAGAGGCGGCGUUUGCGUCAACAGAGAUCACCUGAAAGACCAGUUUGUAAACAAGCUCGCUUUUGGAAUGGAAGACCCUGUUCGCGAGUAUCGAAAAAUGAAGGCAAAAGAGCUCCAAGCGCCGAAAAAAGAGGCGGCGGACAGAUUUACUGAGCUAGAAAACGAAAUCAAAGAACGGGAAGAGUUUUUAAAAAGCAUGGAAAAGCUCGGUCAAGGGCAAAAAUACGAAGCCGGAAUCAAAAGCGAAAUUUCCUCGAUCAUCCGCGAAAUGGAAAAGAUCGAUUUGGAACGAAACGAAGAGCUGGAACGAAAACGCGCUCAGAUCCAGUCCAAAAAUUCUAGCAUCACAAAUUAG